AUGGGCUCUCCACUCCACCGGUCUGAGUGGGAGCCCGAGGAGAACUUCAAUGCGGAGACCAUUGCCGAAUGGGAGAAGAAAAAGGCCGUAAUCAAGGCUAAACAAAUCCCCCCUUUUGACAUCAAGGCGUUUGACAAGGAUCAGAAGCGCCGGAAAAGAGAAAAACUGCUACGCCAGCGUGCUCGCCAGGAAGAGAGGAGAAACAGACGCCAGGCACUGCAGCAGUCCUUAACAGUCCACGAUAUGGACCAAGACUCUGACCCGGAUGGUGGACGGGAAAGGCUAGCACUCAUUUUCAACCCCUUUUCACUGAUGGAGGCUUGA
Molecule: messenger RNA, 324 nt
Organism: Penicillium argentinense
Lineage: Eukaryota; Fungi; Ascomycota; Eurotiomycetes; Eurotiales; Aspergillaceae
Exons: 1
Coding region: 1-324 (107 amino acids)
Source: RefSeq, a predicted model, not a curated record